Molecule: messenger RNA, 702 nt
Organism: Ylistrum balloti
Lineage: Eukaryota; Metazoa; Mollusca; Bivalvia; Pectinida; Pectinidae
Product: methyltransferase-like protein 27
Exons: 5
Coding region: 1-702 (233 amino acids)
Source: RefSeq, a predicted model, not a curated record
AUGGCUGCAGACAAGGAGAAAAACUCAAUUCCAAACCUCGACCCCGGCGUUCAUGUGAGUGAAAUUAACAAUGGCGCACACAGACCUGGUAUUAGUAUGGCUGAGGUCGCAGAUUACUACUCAAAGUGGGCUGAACAAUACGACAGUGACAUCAAAAUGAGGUAUCUUGGUCCGUCUUACGCAUACAAGGCCUUGGCGGAGGAAUUCCCGCUCUCAACAACGGACCGAAAAAACAUCAGUAUUUUAGACGUCGCGUGUGGAACUGGACUUUUAGGAGAAAAGCUUUAUGAAGAGGGAUUUACCAAUUUAGACGGCCUUGACCCUUCUGAGAAGAUGUUGGAUGUGGCAAGGGCCAAAAAUAUAUAUAACACAUUAUACUGCGAGUUUAUGUCUGACGCCAAACUGCCGAUAGAUAAUGACAGGUACUCCUGCGUCAUGGUGUCAGGAGGGAUGGGAGAGGGUCACAUUCCUUGUGCUGCAGCAGCGGAAAUGAUUAGGAUAGUCAAACCGGGCGGAUUCGUCAUCAUUGCGAUGCGGGAAGCGUAUUUAUCAAAUGUCAAGGAUUAUGAUGGAAAACUUGAUAACCACUUUCUUAAACUGCAAGAUGAAGGGAGAUGGAAAAUGUGUUCACGAACUGUCGUACCGAAGUACUCGUUUGACAAUAAUGGAGUGAUAUAUAAAUUUCAGGUGUGUUCGAAGUAG